Ostrea edulis (European flat oyster) is the source of this 2590-nucleotide messenger RNA. RefSeq lists its product as uncharacterized. Bases 160 to 1449 code for a protein of 429 amino acids. Lineage: Eukaryota; Metazoa; Mollusca; Bivalvia; Ostreida; Ostreidae. Gene Ontology annotation, cellular component: mitochondrial outer membrane. The transcript has 6 exons. The record is from RefSeq and is a predicted model, not a curated record. Gene Ontology annotation, biological process: mitochondrial protein catabolic process; mitophagy by internal vacuole formation.
GAGCCGGAUCAAUAGCAUGAAUCACACGUGAGGAAUGACAUGGUCUCCCAAAGACAGUCCACCAAAAUCGUGUCACUAGCAAAACCCGCAGAGAAUGUAGCAGGGAUUGACGGACGAUCACCAUGAAUUGAAAAAAAAAGUGUUAAUUUAUGCAAAACAAUGGCUGCCGAAUCAUCAAAAAAGAAAGAUUUAUUAGCGGAUGCUAAAAACUUCUGCGAUGGACUAUCCAAUGUAUUCAUGCUUAAAAAGAGAGACCCUCAAACAAGACAUUUGCUCGAGAAAGCCAGAGUAUUGAUCGAGAGUUUGAUAUCGGAAAAUCAGCGAGUGACGAGUAAUGUUGCGAGCACUCCCAGGGGGUCAAGGUCUUCCGGAGGCAUGGGCCAACUCUGGGUCAAACUAGAUGAACUGAAGCGUGAAAACGAGGAACUCCGGAAGAAGAUGGGCAAGCCCCUAGAUGAUCGACCAAGCAUUCCACCCAAACCGUCCCAGGGCCCAGGGGACGUGAUCAUUGCAGAUCUUCACAAAACAAAGAGAGAGAAUGAAACACUCAAAGCUAAAGUGGAGAAACUGGAAACGCAGAUCAAAGAGAUGGACUCUGUGGCCCACAGCGUUCAGGACGAGUAUAAGCGGGCCAAAAUUGCCGUGGAAACGACACAGAGGUCCAUGGAAACGGUCCUUAAAGACUACCGACAAAUGGAGGACGACUUAAAACUGGCAAAGAAGGAGAAUGAAAGCAUCAAACAAAAACUGGCCAAGUCGAUGAUGCCAAUAGGUCGAACAGAUAACCGACAUGUAGAAAACAUUAGUGAGAAAUGUCGCCCCUCCAACAUCGCGCAGCUUUAUAACACCCUGGAGAGUCAAGAGUGGGUGGACGCCAAGGAGACAUUGGAGGAAGUCACAGACUUUGAGGAAGAGGACAUAGUGCAGUUCCUAUGCGCAUGCGUCAUGGCAGCCUUCCAAAGUUGUAAGGAGGUGUACAAUGCUUUGAAGGCCACCAUCGCCGAACUCUUAAGGAAACCGACCUUAGUGAUAAACGAUACUUUGGUGGGAGAACGAAACGGGAAAAGCAAACUACCAGACGACAUGACGGAUAGUAUUGGUCAUCAACUCAGACAGCACUUCGACGACAUUGACCCUGACGUCAUUGUUGGGAUGAUGUGUGAAAAGCUGACAUUGGAAUUUACGGAAUUCGUACAACGACACCCACACGAAAAUAAAGUAGUUCAAAAAUUCAUGAAUCGAUGUGCUAAGGUCACGUGGCAGAUGGUCAUUCAACACCCACCCAUGUGGCUUUCUGUAGAUGACCACGAAUUUGAUGACGAAAAACACAAGUUGUGGUGGUCAUGUGAUCAAGCUGCAGCCAGUAAAAUCAACUUUUAUGUGUGGCCUGCGUUAUUUGACUAUAAACGUGGAAAUUUGCUUAUUAAAGGUUGCGUGUAUGCAAGCUGAUGGACAUUUCAGACGUAAUAAUUAUAGCUUACUAUACAUGUACAUACACUGCAUUCCACAUCGUUCAUCUAUGUAGCAACCACAAAUGACAUGAUAACCACUAAUUAUAUCUGUGUAGCAACCACAAAUGAUAUGAUAGCCACUAAUUAUGUCUGUGUAGCAACCACAAAUGAUACGAAAACCAUUAGUUAUAUGAAUUACCUAUCAGGACGUCUUAGUGAACAAAUUCUGCCCACCAAGGAUAUAAUUGUAUCAUUAACAAGCAGCACACCAUCCACAAAUGAUAUAUACCUUCAACCACAAAUGAUAUAUAACUUCAACCACAAAUGAUAUAUACAUGUCUCUCAGGGGAAUUACAAGUUGUUGCUAUCUUUCUUAUUUCUCCGGACGGUUUUGCUCGCGGAUGUUCUUGUGAAGUCCGCAAUUACUGUGACGGUUGCGAAGUAACCAUUUUAAAUUGUCAAGGCAUACCGUGUGUUUUCACCUGGUGUACGUUUCCACGUGAUGAAUGUCGACCUUCUUCAAUGAAAUACCUUCAAUUUAGGAUUGUAUGUGUAGGUGUACAUCUUAUAUUUCUAUCGAAGUACAUUUUCUCACUUUUAUCCACCAAUCAUCCUGAAAACUUUUACACACAUUGAUCAAUCAAAAUUAAUUCGCAGUUGAGUUCUAGCUGAAAUGGAAACGAAGGUUUGCGAGCAAGAUCAUUUUAUGAAAAUCGUAUACACGUAACACUGAAUAUGAAACAGCAUUCAUGUAAUUAUUAAUAAUUAAUAACUGAACAAAUGUGAGUAUGUACUUGACAAAGACGCAAGGGAGAAAACACCACCUUGUUUUGUUAUGAAAUGAAAUUACCAAUGAUAGAGGGGGAAAGUUCUGAUUGAUUUAUUUGAAAGUUUAAUUUCAUUCGAUGAAAAAAGUGGGCGUUGCUAGGUGGCUGGAUAAAUUCAGAAUGUAUUCAGUAGUCGGUGUGGUGCCUAUUAAUCAUGUGUUCACUAUUACAACACUGUUUAAUUAGUGGUUAUCAAUUAUACCAGUAAUUGCUACACAUCUGAUAUUUUGUGUUAUACACUGAACAGUGGAGUUCAAAAUCUGUCUGUCAUUGUUAUCAUGCAUCAUUGUCAGUAAAGCGCUUUCAACGUUC